This is a messenger RNA of Anthostomella pinea, 189 nucleotides long. NCBI's taxonomy places the organism in Eukaryota, Fungi, Ascomycota, Sordariomycetes, Xylariales, Xylariaceae. The record is from the annotation of a GenBank genome assembly.
AUGCAGAUUCCCGAAAGCUUGAUCGCGGUUCUGGCUCUCGCGUUGCGACUGGCGAUGGCGACGCCAAUAGCCAAAGAUAUCCCAGCCGGACAGGCCGUCUCGACCACGGACGAGCCAUACCCUCAGCACAUCAAAGUGGUUCCCGAUUUCUUCAAACGCUCGCCCCGGGCCGACGAGCCAACCGUCUAG